CAUACUUCACAAAAGCAAGUCUUAAAUUCCACCAGAAAGUUCAUGAGGAAGAAAAACAAUUUCAUUGUGAUGUCUGUUCCAAAGCAUUUAACCAUAAAAGUCAUUUCACAAGACAUUUAAGAACACAUACAGGAGAGAAACCCUUUAGUUGUAAAAUCUGCAAGAAAGCAUUUUCAUGUAAGAAAUCCCUUUCAAUGCAUAACAACAUUCAUACAGGUGAAAAGCCAUACAAAUGUAAAGUCUGCGAAAAGGCAUUUAGACAUCAAGUAAAUUUGAGAACUCAUAACAGGAUUCAUACUGGAGAAAAGCCAUAUAAAUGUAAGAUAUGUUCUAGAGCCUUUUCACACAGUAGUCAUGAACGGAGACAUCAAAAGGUUCAUACAGGAGAAAGAAAAUAUGAAUGUGAGACAUGUUUCAAAAGAUUUGGAGACAAAUCAUCUCUUAAAGGUCAUUACAGAACUCACACAGGUGAGAAACCAUUUCAGUGUAAGAUUUGUUUGAAAGCCUUUUCUUCAUCUGGCAUUUUAAGAACUCACACACAUAUUCACACUGGUGAAAAGCCAUUUAAAUGCAACAUUUGUGAAAAAGCCUUUUCUAACCAAAGCAGUCUGUGUACACAUAGAAUUAUCCACAAUGAGGAAAAAGAAUUCAACUGUCAGGUCUGCUUCAAGAAAUUUUCUUCAAAAGUACACCUUGUAAUGCAUAACAGAAUCCAUACAGGAGAGAGACCAUUUAAAUGUAAACUAUGUCCUAAAGCAUUUCAUACAAGUUCAGCCCUUACUUGCCAUAAACGAAAUCAUACUGGAGAAAAACCAUUCAAAUGUAAGUUCUGCUCAAAAACAUUCAAAGUAUGUUCUAAUUUGUUGAUGCAUAAAAGGCUUCAUACUGGGGAGAGGCCAUACAAAUGUAAAUCAUGCCCAAAAGCAUUUUACUGUACAUCUCAUUUAAUUAAACAUGAAGUUGUUCAUACUGGGGCUGAUAAAACAUUUAAAUGUUCAUUUUGCACAAAAUCAUUUUGGCAGAGAAAACCUCUUGCAAAGCACCUUGAAACACACAUAAAGAAAGAGGAAAACUAAAUACAUUCUAAUAAAUGUAUCAUGACAAG
This is a messenger RNA of Owenia fusiformis, 1105 nucleotides long. NCBI's taxonomy places the organism in Eukaryota, Metazoa, Annelida, Polychaeta, Sabellida, Oweniidae. The record is from the annotation of a GenBank genome assembly.